UGAGCGGCCGAGCUAAAAUUGAGGCCUGAGAUAAAGAGGAGGUGCUAAGGUUAAAGUGGAGCAAAGAGGGAGAGGCCCGGAAGGAGCUGGGAGCCCCCGAAUGAAGAGCGCAGCUGAAGCUCAGAUUUGGGCUAAGAUAACGCAGCCUAGAGCUGAGGGAGGGGGGAGAUUGGGCAAGCAUGAGGCGAAGUUAAGACCUGGACUGGGGCGAAGCUGAGACUGGUGUUUACGGUGGACUCGGCCAAGCUGAGGUUCAGAGUUGGACUUCUGCAAGGAAGAGUCUCGUAGGGACGAAGAACGAGGCUGAGAGAUAUGUGGGUCAGGACCACACUGAGGAUUGAAAGGUGGACUAAGGAAAAAACUGAGGACGAUGCCAGCUCGUGGGACGAGAGCUGCACCUAUAUAAACAGGUUACCCAGCUGGGAGAGAGGACAUCCGCUGGCUGGUGUGGCGUCCAGCACUGACGCGUCUACCUUCUCCUCUGGAGGUGAAUUCGAAGAAGAUGCGGACAGGUGCUGCUGGGAACACAAAAAGUGCACCAGGCACAUCAUCCAUCCCUUCACCUCUGACUAUGGCCACCACGAUGUGCACCUGCACUCUAUCAGCCACUGUGACUGUGGCUCCAGGCUGAAGGACUGCUCAGAGAAGACAAAUAGCAGCUCCGCAGAGGUGGGCCCAACCUGCUCCCAAGAUGCGGACUCGGACUGUUUCAACAUCAUCCAGUCCCCAUGCUUUGAGCUCAUCCCAGAGGAAGAGUGUGUGGAGCGAUUCUGGUAUGGCUGGUGCAAAAGCUACAGGCCUGUCUCUGUGGCAGUGAUCCACCAUCCCAUCCACCAUGAGUGUGGGGCAGAUGACCUAAACCAAGAAGAGGAGGAGGAGGAGGAGGAAGAAAGCCAGCCUCCCAUCCCGACCCAGGUGGGGCCCACCCGCACCGACACAGCCAUGGGCAUGGUCAUGGGUACCCCUGACUCAGCAGCUCCCAUCACCAUCUGGCGUUCCGAAAGCCCCACAGGGAAGUCCCAGGGCAACAAGGUGAUCAAGAAGAUAAGGAAGAAAAAGGAAAAAGAGAAAGACAAGGAGGAGGAGACGGACGAAAAGGCAAAGGUGAAGAAAAAAGUCAAGAAGGGCAAGUUGACUAAGAAGAAAAGCCCAGUUAAAUCGGAAUCACCUCCAGACUUAAGCCGAUCGUUAAGCCCAAGAGAGUUGGCCAGGAUGUCACAGUCCAGCCCAGAGAGCCGGCAAGAUCUGGAGAGUGAGGACAGUUACAAUGACCCUGGGCGGGAGGAACCCUCCAGUGAGGACAUGGUGGAGUCUUCAUCACCCAGGAAGAGAGAGAAGAACGGGGUCCAGGCCAAGAAGCCGGGGACGAAGACCUCACCCGUCAAGAAGAUCAACAAGAGGAAAUCUCCCCCAGCAUCAAACCCCAAUCUCAGUUGAGGCCAGGGCAACCAGGGUGAAGAAUAAAUGCGAUCAAGCCUGUAGCUGACCCCCUGCUUCUCUCUCCCUCCAACCUGGCAACUUCUGGGGGAAGGGGGCGGGCUCUGGGCAUAGCUGGAGCCGAGGGGCUAAGGAGCUGCAGGGGUUUCUGCAGGGCAAUCCGUCUUCCAAGAGGAAGUCCAUAGAAGGUAGGUGGAAGGCAGGGAUAGGCGGAAGGCAGGGAAAGGGGCACAGUCUGUUUCUCUGCAACAUCCUAGGUCUGGGGCAGAAGAGCACAUCCGGGUGGGAAGGCGGCUUCCUGUCUACUGGCAGACAGGUCUGUGUGAAAUCCACUUGGUGAUGGGCAGUACUGUGUGCAGUUAUACCCCUAAUAAAU
Hippopotamus amphibius kiboko is the source of this 1813-nucleotide messenger RNA. RefSeq names its product protein interacting with cyclin A1 (gene PROCA1). The record is from RefSeq and is a predicted model, not a curated record. Gene Ontology annotation, biological process: phospholipid metabolic process; arachidonate secretion. The coding region runs from base 313 to 1437 and encodes 374 amino acids. Gene Ontology annotation, molecular function: A2-type glycerophospholipase activity. Lineage: Eukaryota; Metazoa; Chordata; Mammalia; Artiodactyla; Hippopotamidae. The transcript is spliced from 5 exons.